AUGGCUCUAGAUGCUCUGUCGACAGAGAUUUUGCUGACAAUCUUUGAAUAUUUAUCCCCGCUUGACCUGUACUGCGCCAUUCGUGCUUCACGAGCAAUAUAUCGUACCUUUAUCGCCUAUAAACACCAUCUUCUACACCAUACUCUCCGCGAGGCUAUUCACCCGGCAUGCCGAGCAGACACCUAUACCGCGCUGGAUGCCCAGAAUAUCCCCCGACUGAUUAGAUCCGGUGAGACCAUUGCCAAAGUGAAGCUUGAAUGCUUCUCUGUCUUCUCCAGCGACCGGAGUCGUCGACGUCAGAAUCACGAUGAGUUUAAGCUUGACGACACGAAACUUGACACGCUGUUCUCUCUCCACGUAACGAUCGAGCGUUUGAUCGAUAGCUAUUGCCUCUGGGCAACAGGGAAUUUGUCUUCUCGGGAAAAGCCAGCCCUUUUGCAGACGACGUUCACUCACCAACGAACGAACUUAUCAUUCACCGAACGAGGCCGUCUCCAGCGGGCCUUCUACCGAUGUGAAUUAUAUACAAGAUUUCAGCACGUGUUGAGUAAACUUGAUAAGGGUGCUGCUCUGAACUUCUCUCAGAUUAUUCUCAGCUUCGUUUCUCAGUUCACAUUGUAUGAAUUUGAGGAACUUGUCAGUGUUCAACAAUUCCUCGCGCAAUAUAUUAGAUCACUCUGCAAAAAGGUUGAGGAUGAUCUCUUUUCUCAUAUACAAUCUAAUUCUGUUGACGUGGGCAUCGCGCAGGGGAUCCCACUAGAUGACGCAAAGAAACCUCAAAAUGUGAGCAAAUUGCUUGACGACUGUGGUCUUUCAUUUUUCACAAAGUCAUACCGAGAGUUGUAUCUCUCGGGCCAUGUCAAACUUCUUAUAUCAUGUGGUCUACCAUACAUACUGUCCUUAGGUCUCAUGAAGCCCCAAAAACUUAAACAAGCCAUACUCAAAUUAGACAUGGAUUCUCCGGAGUCCACCGCAACUGAUUUCUUUUCCCAAGGUGGUCUUGACAUCGAUUCGUGCGGCGAGGAGCAGAAGAAUAUUCUCCUUCGCGGGAAAUUAGUCAACAUCACCCAUGACCGAAUCGAUGGUCCAAACUUGGGUUGGGUAUGGGGCUCUAGUUUCCAGGACUCCAUCAAACCUGACACUCCUGCUAUGUUUGAUCUGCGGGAUCGAGGGUAUGUCUUUUGGGACAAGGAAAGACUGGAAAAGUCUGGUCUCGUGAGUGAGCCCUUUGUUGUCCCUGUUGGGGCGAAUUAUUUCCCACUUGGUCAUCAUGAUCCCUUUGUGAGGCCGAGUGUUGAAGAGAGACUUAAUGGUUUAGAGGUUAAUCUGGAGGUUUUGAGGAAAUGGAAGGAUGAGUAG
Molecule: messenger RNA, 1359 nt
Organism: Penicillium soppii
Lineage: Eukaryota; Fungi; Ascomycota; Eurotiomycetes; Eurotiales; Aspergillaceae
Exons: 1
Coding region: 1-1359 (452 amino acids)
Molecular function (GO): protein binding
Source: RefSeq, a predicted model, not a curated record